Messenger RNA from Vespa velutina, 1481 nucleotides. RefSeq lists its product as uncharacterized. The transcript is spliced from 2 exons. NCBI's taxonomy places the organism in Eukaryota, Metazoa, Arthropoda, Insecta, Hymenoptera, Vespidae. Bases 197 to 604 code for a protein of 135 amino acids. The record is from RefSeq and is a predicted model, not a curated record.
CUCAUCCUACUAUUCGGAACUUGCCAAUCAUAUAAUCGAAUACACGAAGGUAGCCGGAUUAACACGACUCAGUGCGAAAUUAAUAUUUGUGGAUUUUGUCAUUUGCAAUUUUUCUGAUUAAAAUCUGUUUUGGAAUGAUAUUUGUAUUGUAAAUAUUGGUUAUACUAAUAAAAAUACAAUAAUAAUAUAUACAAAUAUGAAUCCCAUAAUUACGCCGAGGAAUGUGGAGUCAGCGCGUCACUCUUUAGAUCUAUUGUGUUCUAAGUUUACACGACAAUGUAUCAAUGAAAAUAAUUUUUCACAAUCGUCUCAUAAUAUAGAAGAAAGUGAUAUGGAAAUUACAGUGCCAGCGAUAACGCAUAAUGGUGACGUUAGUUUUGUUGUUGGCGAAGAAAUAACGAUAGAACACAUUAAUACUCUCAAGGAGCUUCAAGAGACGCUUCGUCUUAAAGAUGAAAAAGUGGCAGAACUUAAAGGUUUGUUAAUACAGCGCGAUGCAAAAAUUAGAGAAUUACGUAAAAAACUUGACAUGUAUCGUAGUGUUCUUCCAUUUUUAUCUCCUUACGGACGAUCAUUAAAGCAUAGACCUCAAGGAGAUUUCUAAAAGAAGCAUUCGAUAGUCGAUUUUAGAAAUAUAUAUUGUAACAAAUGGAUAUCCAAGCAAACGUACAAGACACUUCCUUAGAAAGAGAUAGAAGUUUGCCCAAAAUAUAAACAGAAAGUAUUCUUGGCAUUAUUAAUUAUUUACAUUGGUAUAAAUGCAGAUGGUAAGAGUGCAGGUAACCGUCCAGUGUAAAAAAAAAAAGUUGACCUUUAUGCGUUUAUUUUUUAAUAAUAGAAAACAUUAUUCUUUCAUCGAUUAGAUCUCAUAAUAAUAUUUUUAUAAAGAUUGUGAAAAUUAUUUUUAAUUAUUUAUUAUAGUUUCUAAUAUCACUUAAAGUUCAUACAUAUAUCAAGGCAUUAGUCGAAAGUGUUGACAAAUUUUUUUUGCUAUUUAUACCAUUAUGUAUCGUAAUUUAUAAUUCUUUUCUAUGUAAGUGUAUUAUACCUGAAAUUAUACUCAGGAAUUGUAAUCAAUAUUAAUCAUAUGUAUGAUGUUUAACUAUUGAAAACAAUUAAUAAUGAACAAAUGUUCCUGAUAAAAAUAUCAUGCAUAAGAUUAUGUAUACAAGUUAUAACUUUCACUUUUCAUUAGGACAUAAUAUUUCAUACGUAGUAAUUUAUUGGAUAGUACAUGUAAAAGAUUUUCUAUCAAAUAUUAAUUGCGCAUUGUAAUACUACAUAACGCAAUAAAUUAAUAUAUAAAUGAUAAGACGGAUUAAUAACAUUGUACGUAUUAAAAAUAAUACAUAAUACAAUAACUUUAAGAAUUGUCCAUUAUAUUAGAUUUGUGAUAUAAUCACAGCAUUAUUUUCAUAAAUUAAUUUGCAUUUAAACUUAUAAAAGUUUAACAAAUAAAAUGCAACGUUAUUAUUUCAAAA